This is a messenger RNA of Suncus etruscus (white-toothed pygmy shrew), 7064 nucleotides long. It is a transcript of the gene PRDM2, whose product is annotated as PR/SET domain 2. Gene Ontology annotation, cellular component: nucleus. Bases 241 to 5106 code for a protein of 1621 amino acids. NCBI's taxonomy places the organism in Eukaryota, Metazoa, Chordata, Mammalia, Eulipotyphla, Soricidae. The transcript has 9 exons. Gene Ontology annotation, molecular function: RNA polymerase II transcription regulatory region sequence-specific DNA binding; histone methyltransferase activity; DNA-binding transcription factor activity, RNA polymerase II-specific. The record is from RefSeq and is a predicted model, not a curated record. Gene Ontology annotation, biological process: regulation of transcription by RNA polymerase II.
AGCGGGGGGCGCGGCGGGUGCGCACAGAACGUUACUGAACCUGUGGUUGCUCCUGAAACCUUGGCUGAGGUGCCUGAACAUGUGCUUCGAGGACUUCCAGAGGAAGUGAGGCUUUUUCCAUCUGCUGUUGACAAGACUCGGAUCGGUGUCUGGGCCACUAAACCAAUUUUAAAAGGCAAAAAGUUUGGGCCAUUUGUUGGUGAUAAGAAAAAAAGAUCUCAGGUUAAGAAUAAUGUUUACAUGUGGGAGGUAUAUUACCCAAAUUUGGGAUGGAUGUGCAUUGAUGCCACCGAUCCAGAGAAGGGGAACUGGCUACGAUAUGUGAAUUGGGCUUGCUCAGGAGAAGAACAAAAUUUGUUUCCACUGGAAAUCAAUAGGGCUAUUUACUAUAAAACUUUAAAGCCAAUCGCGCCGGGCGAGGAGCUCCUGGUCUGGUACAAUGGGGAAGACAACCCCGAGAUAGCAGCUGCGAUUGAGGAAGAGCGAGCCAGCGCCCGGAGCAAGCGGAGCUCUCCGAAGAGCAGGAAAGGAAAGAAAAAAUCCCAGGAAAAUAAAAACAAAGGAAACAAAACAGAAAAUAUAGAACUGAAGACAGACGAGCCAUAUUUUACCUCUGUGAAUAUGAGAGAUUCUGCAGAAGAUCCUAAAGAGGAGGAUGAGAAGCCCACAGCUUCAGCAGUUGGGCAAACAGAAAUUCCUCAAGAGGUGGUUAUUCAGGAUGUGCUUCCAGAGCCAGUAAUCCCUCCCCCUACCUGUGAAUCACAGACACAACCAGAUGAGAAGCUAGAAGCCACAAACUGUGAGGUGAAUGAUUUGGAGGAAGAAGAGGAGGAAGAGGAGGAAGAAGAUGAGGAGAUGGAAGAAGAGGGCGAAGAAGAAGUAGACAUGCCAAAUGACUGUUCUGUAAAAGAACUAGAAAUACGGUGUGAUGAGAAGUUAGAAGAUUUACUAGAAGAACCAAAAAGUACUACAAAAGAAACUCUUGAAGACUCUCCGGAAGUAUCACCUGCUAUCAAAAUUCCCAAAACUAAAGAAGAGGCCAAUGGUGAUGUAUUUGAGACAUUUAUGUUUCCAUGUCAACAUUGUGAAAGAAAGUUUACUACCAAGCAGGGACUAGAACGUCACAUGCAUAUCCAUAUAUCUACCAUCAAUCAUGCUUUCAAAUGCAAGUACUGUGGGAAAGCAUUUGGCACGCAAAUUAACAGGAGGAGGCAUGAGCGUCGCCAUGAAGCGGGCCUAAAGAGAAAGCCCAGCCUAACACUACAGUCUUCAGAAGACCCGCCUGAUGGCAAAGUAUCUGGAGAUGGUGGUUCUCCACAAGACGAAGCAAAUCCUCCUCCUCUUGGGCAAGACUGUCUGAUCUUGAAUUCAGAGAAAGUGUCCCAAGAAACAUUAAAUUCUUCUGUUGUAGAAGAGAACGGAGAAGUUAAAGAGCUUCAUCCAUGCAAAUACUGUAAAAAGGUAUUUGGGACUCAUACUAAUAUGAGACGACAUCAGCGUCGAGUUCAUGAGCGUCACCUGAUUCCCAAAGGUGUACGGCGAAAAGGAGGUCUCCUUGAAGAGCCACAACCUCCUGUGGAGCAGGCCCAGCCUUCCCAAAAUGUCUAUGUCCCAAGCACAGAACCCGAAGAGGAUGGGGAAGCAGAUGAUGUGUAUAUCAUGGAUAUUUCUAGCAAUAUCUCUGAAAACUUAAAUUACUAUAUUGAUGGUAAAAUUCAGACUAGCAGCAGCACUAGUAACUGUGAUGUGAUUGAGAUGGAAUCCAAUUCAGCAGAACUAUAUGGUAUCAAUUGCCUACUUACCCCAGUGACCAUGGAAAUUACUCCAGGUAUAAAAACCACACAAGUUCCUGUAGUAGAUGAUCCUCCUAAGGAGCCUUCCACCAGCACAAACAGCGAGUCCAAGAAAAGGAGAACUGCAAGUCCUCCUGCAUUGCCGCAAAUUAAAACCGAAACGGAGUCUGAUCCUGUAACACCCUCAUGCUCCAUAAGUCUUCCUCUUAGCAUAUCAACAACAGAAGCAGCGUCUUUCCACAAAGAGAAAAGUGUGUAUCUGUCAUCAAAGCUCAAGCAACUUCUUCAGACCCAGGAUAAGAUAACUCCUGCUGGGAUUUCAGCGACUGAAAUACCUAAAUUAGGUCCUGUGUGUGUCUCAGCACCUGCAUCCAUGCUACCUGUGACCUCCAGUAGGUUUAAGCGACGGACCAGCUCUCCUCCCAGUUCUCCGCAGCAUAGUCCUGCCCUUCGAGACUUUGGAAAGCAAAGUGAUGGUAAAGCAGCAUGGACUGAGACAGUUCUGAGUUCCAAAAAACCCAAGUUAGAAAGUCAUAGCAGCUCACCAGCAUGGAGCUUGUCUGGGAGAGAGGAGAGAGAAACUGUGAGCCCACCAUGCUUUGAAGAAUAUAAAGUCAGUUCUUUUAGCAAUGUGUGCAACCAACAGCCCCUGGAUUUAUCUAGUGGUGUAAAACAGAAGACUGAGGGUACAAGCAAGACCCUUGUUCAGUGGGAAUCGGUAUUAGAUCUUAGCGUGCAUAAAAAACCUUGUAGUGAUUUGGAAGGAAAGGAAUUCAAAGAAAACCAUCUGGUGCAGCCACCUUGCAGUGUGGUAAAGAAAAAGAAACCAACCACCUGCAUGCUACAGAAGGUUCUUCUCAAUGAAUAUAAUGGCAUUGACUUACCUGUAGAAAGUACUCCAGAUGUGACCAGGAGCCCGAGUCCUUGUAAAUCCCUAGAUCCGCAGCCAGACCCUGCAGGUGGUAUUGAUACUGCUUCACCUGCCCCUGCAACUACGUCCCCACCUGAUGUUUCUCCAUCAUCAACUGCCUUGCAGACAUCGCCGUCCCUCUCUUCUGGGCAACUGCCUCCUCUCUUGAUUCCAACAAAUCCCUCCUCACCCCCUCCCUGUCCUCCAGUACUAACUGUUGCCACACCACCACCUCCGCUCCUCCCUACUAUACCUCCUCCAGCUUCCUCUUCUAGUGCCUCUCCUCAGCUGUGCCCUUCACCUCUCUCAAAUGCCGCUGCGCAAUCUCCACUUCCGAUUCUCUCCCCUACAGUGUCUCCCUCGCCAUCUCCCAUUCCUUCUGUGGAGCCACUGUUGCCUGCUACUUCACCAGGUCCUCCCACGCUUUCUUCAUCUUCCUCCUCCUCUUCAUUUUCUUCAUCAUCUUCUUCCCCUUCACCACCUCCUCUUUCAGCAGUGUCAUCUGUUGUUUCGUCUGGGGAUAAUCUUGAAGCUUCUCUCCCUGUGAUAUCUUUCAAGCAGGAAGAGUUGGAGAAUGAAGAUCUGAAACCCAGGGAGGAACCUCAAUCUGCAGCUGAGCAGGACAUUGUUCAAGAAACAUUCAAUAAAAACUUUGUCUGCAAUGUCUGUGAAUCACCUUUUCUUUCCAUUAAAGAUCUAACCAAACAUUUAUCAGUUCAUGCUGAAGAAUGGCCCUUCAAAUGUGAAUUCUGUGUGCAGCUCUUUAAAGCUAAAACGGCUUUGUCAGAACAUCGAUUUUUGCUUCAUGGAGUUGGGAAUAUCUUUGUGUGUUCAGUUUGUAAAAAGGAAUUUGCAUUCUUAUGCAAUUUACAGCAACACCAGCGAGAUCUUCACCCGGACAAGGUGUGCACGCAUCAUGAAUUUGAAAGUGGUACCCUGAGGCCCCAGAACUUCACAGAUCCCAGCAAAGCCCAUGUAGAGCAUAUGCAGAGUUUGCCAGAAGAUCCUUUAGAAGCAUCUAAAGAAGAAGAAGAAGAUUUAAAUGAUUCUUCCGAAGAGCUUUAUACAACCAUAAAAAUAAUGGCCUCUGGAAUAAAAACAAAAGAUCCAGAUGUUCGAUUGGGUCUCAAUCAACAUUACCCAAGCUUUAAACCACCUCCAUUUCAGUAUCAUCACCGAAACCCCAUGGGUAUUGGUGUGACAGCCACAAAUUUCACCACCCAUAAUAUUCCACAGACUUUUACUACUGCCAUUCGCUGCACUAAGUGUGGAAAAGGUGUGGACAAUAUGCCAGAAUUACAUAAACACAUCCUGGCAUGUGCUUCUGCUAGUGAUAAGAAAAGGUACACGCCUAAGAAAAACCCUGUGCCGUUGAAACAAACUGUACAACCCAAAAAUGGUGUGGUGGUUUUAGAUAACUCUGGGAAAAAUGCCUUCCGGCGAAUGGGACAACCCAAGCGAUUGAACUUUAGUGUUGAACUCAGCAAAAUGUCUUCAAAUAAGCUCAAAUUAAAUGCAUUGAAGAAAAAAAAUCAACUUGUACAGAAGGCAAUCCUUCAAAAAAACAAAUCUGCAAAGCAGAAGGCAGACUUAAAAAACGCAUCUUCAGUGUCCUCACACAUCUGCCCUUACUGCAAUAGAGAGUUCACGUAUAUCGGUAGUCUGAAUAAACAUGCUGCCUUCAGCUGUCCCAAAAAACCUCUGUCUCCUUCCAAAAAAAAAGUUGCUCAUACAUCCAAGAAAGGCGGACACUCCUCAUCUGCAAAUACUGACAAAAACAAUAGCCAUCGCAGAAGGACAGCAGAUGCAGAGAUUAAAAUGCAGAGCAUGCAAGCGCCUUUGGGCAAGACCAGGGCCCGAAGCUCAGGCCCCACACAAGUCCCACUGCCUUCCUCAUCCUUCAGGUCCAAGCAGAAUGUGAAAUUUGCAGCUUCAGUUAAGUCCAAAAAACAAAGCUCCUCUCUAAGGAACUCUAGCCCAAUAAGAAUGGCCAAAAUAACCCAUGUUGAGGUGAAAAAACCCAAAGCUGUGGCCAAGAAUCAUUCUGCUCAGCUCUCGAACAAGACAUCUCGUACCCUGCAUGUGAGAGUGCAGAAAAACAAAGCUGUCUUACAAAGCAAAUCUACUUUGGCCAGUAAGAAAAGAACAGACCGCUUCAAUGUGAAGUCUAGAGAGCGGAGUGGAGGGCCAAUCACCCGAAGCUUACAGCUGGCUGCUGCUACUGACCCAAGUGAGAACAGAAGGGAGGAUGGCAGUGGCAGGCAAGAGUUGAAGGACUUCAGCUACAGUCUCCGCCUGGCAUCCCGCUGUGCUCCUUCUGCCGCCCAGUACAUCACCAGGCAGUGCCGGAACGUCAAGGCCACAGCUGCAGCCCAGUUCCAGGGACCCCUCUUCAAAGAGUAGACCCUUCGCCUGUUCCCUGACAGCACCUGAAGUGACCUGGAAUCAGUGAAGCCAAAGGGACUGGCCUUCUGCCCCGUGGGGAGAAUUGACCUCUCCAGGUUCUGUGAGCCUGUGGGAUCGAGGGAGGACACAUGUGCCCAUGCACAUGUGUGCAUUCUACAAACAAGGCUUCUGAACCCUAGGGAGACCUGAAGGCUGCUCUGAUACACGAUGAAUGACACUCAGGUGUAGCCCUAGGACCAAGUUCUGCAGCUAAGCCUUCCUGUGGGGGUGGAGCCCCUGCUACUAUGCAAUUUUUUCAAGAGCUCCUUGAUCCUGUUUUUGGCUUCUCGAGUUGUCUUUCAUUAUUAUGGGAACUUUGGUCUGACGUAGGGUAUGGGGGGGGGUUAAGUUCCAGCCAUGUUCUGGGGGAGGCUUUCAGGAGGAAACCAGGUGCACCCUCCACACCCCCUGCUCUUUUCCUUCCCCUGCCUCCACCAUCUCUGGGAAUCAACAGACACACUGGAGCCUGGAGCCUGCCUGCCUGUCGUCCUUGACUCCAGCUCUUGGAAAACCCCCUUCUUUGACCUAAGCAAUCUGAGCUGCUGAUUCUUGGGUCACUUCCAGAUUUGAAAUUCUAGUCAGUCAGCGUGCAGCUGGGAGAAGGCCUUGUCCCUCCGUUAUAGUACCAGGGCUUCCUCCCCUGGGAAGGCACAGAAAGGGAAGCCCUGUGGAGGGAAGGCGAGGUUGCCUGUUUGUCUUUGCUUCACUGGGUGAGACCAUCAACACCUUUAGGGUCAGGGUUUCUCAAAUCAGCUGAACAGGGAAACAUGAUUAAUAAUAUAAAAAAAAAAGUCAAGUAAUUCAAAACAGGGGGGCAGAUGAAGAGAUUUCUGGGGGCCCUAAAUCACUUGCCAGAAACCAAGUUGGCAGGGAUUCAGGGGUUUCCUGCCUCUGGUGGAAGCUUCCAUGUCUCAGAGAAACGGGUGAGCGGAUCCCUGAGUUUUGAUCAAGUUCAAGUAGCGGUCUUGGGCUUUGUGCCUUUGGAGCAUACCCCAGACAAGGAUGUCUUCGAUCACUUUGGCACUGUUUCCUUAGCUCUGUUUUCAAUAGCGACCUUGGAAUCCGAGGUGGAAGGAGGGAGUAGUCUGAGUGGUUACAUACAAAAAAGGGAAUUUUUUUUUUCAGGGCUACUAUGGUUGAUCUUGCAACUCUGUAAAUAUGUACAGACACUUUUAAAAGCACGUAUUUAUGUCCCUGACUGUAAAUGCCCCGUUUUUAAAGUUUUAUAACUUCUGUUAUUUAAUUAGUCAUCAAUUGGCUUCAGCAUAGGGUCCGAUAACAGUCCAGGACAAAGGUCUCUCGAGACCCUCACAUGGGCAGAAAAAAAUGCCAAUUGCUGGCUCACAUCACAGUCUUCCUAUUUAACACCCAGCUACAUACCACUGUUUGUUGCCAGUUUUCACAAACUGGAAUCCUGUUGCCUGCUCCUAGAGUGAACCCCUCCAGGCAUGACAAACUCAGGCUGUUUCUCCCCCCUCCUAAUGAUAUACCUUUGCCCCAUAAAUGUCAGCACUCAUGAACUGUGCUCUAGACUUCCAGUUCUUGAGGGGCAUCCCCCCAUCUUUUCAUAGUGAGGAAGGUUGAUGAAGCCAAAGCUUCAGAAGUCACCUUCAGCCAAAAAAAAAAAUUCUAGGAAAUGUUGGGGGGAGAGUUUUAGAGGGGACAUAAUGAUAUUAUAUUUUUGCAUGUGCAAACGUGCUGGUCAGUUUUUUAAUACUCUCAGAUUCUCAGGAGAACAGCUACAAGUGUUCCAGUCCAGAAAAAGGGGGGUGACUUGCAAAGAGAGGUAUUCCGCAUCAGUGGGGUUCUUUCAGCAUGGGUCUGGAUUGUGGAAAAGGAUGGUUUUGUACCUACUAUGUGAAGAAAACAAUAAAAGUGUGAAGCGUGAUUGCCAUGCACACGCAUGGGGAAUGGUC